Drosophila subobscura is the source of this 912-nucleotide messenger RNA. RefSeq lists its product as uncharacterized. The record is from RefSeq and is a predicted model, not a curated record. Bases 80 to 715 code for a protein of 211 amino acids. NCBI's taxonomy places the organism in Eukaryota, Metazoa, Arthropoda, Insecta, Diptera, Drosophilidae. The transcript has 2 exons.
GGUCACACUGAUGGGAUUUGCUCGCGAAAUAAAAACGCGUUGAUAAGAAUAAAAGAAUUCCUGAAGAUUUUUCAAAGGCAUGAGACCGCCGCAACCCAAAAAUCUCAUCAGCAAUCACAUAUUUCUGACCCACAACAGCGACUACGUUCGCAGCGUAGGGAAGCUAUGCGAACGCGCCACACUCCAUGACAAGCGAGUGCUGCUCAUCACAAGUCGCCUGUACGAUCUGUCGAAGGGUCACGAUGGCUGGGAUGGCCGUCAGUCCGUCGUCAAGGGUCGCAUUUCUGUCUGCAAGCUGAUUGACAUCGAGAGUACGCCGCAACAGCUGCUGGACCUGCAUGAUGGCUACGAGCCAUCGCACGAUCUGCCAGAUCUCAUUGUCUUUGACUUGCACUCCAUCAUUUCGGAGCUGCUGAAGCGACCCGUGCUGCAGCAGUGCUCCACCGACAAGCUGGUGCGCCACAUUGCCAAAUGUUCGGCCGCCUUUGCCAAUUACCGCGAGCUGGUCUGCAAUGAGCGGCUCGGUGGCAAGCCGGUGGAUGGCAAUGGAGCCAACGGGGUGGACACCAUUGUGAUAAUGUCACAGGAAUCCUAUCCCAUGACACCGGCACAGUUUAAGCUGCUGAUGGGCCUCUAUUACUGUGGCAACGAAUGCUACACCAACUUCUCCCAGCUCUCGGCUCAGAUCUCGCUAUCCCAAGGCUUAAGCGUUUAAGCGCGCAUAGAAUGAACACUAAAUGUGCCUUAGCUAGUUCCUUAUACAUGCAACAACAACGAAAAACACUCGCACAUAUCCCUCAGCAGAUGGCAGAGAAUACCACAAGGACAUUCGAAAUACUCGUAGAUAUUUACCAAGAAAAAACCAAGAAAAUUUACAAACAUACAUGGCAUCCAUGCAAACUGAUUAUACAA